This is a messenger RNA of Sturnus vulgaris (Common starling), 3083 nucleotides long. NCBI's taxonomy places the organism in Eukaryota, Metazoa, Chordata, Aves, Passeriformes, Sturnidae. The record is from RefSeq and is a predicted model, not a curated record.
UGGUCUGCAUUCAGGAGUUCCAGGAUCCAUCUGCACUCUUGGCUCUGAUCUCUCUGCAGCAGGCCACCACUCCAAGAUAAAACACUGAAAACCAAUCCUUAUUAAAGUAAUUCUCCUUUAGUCUUUUUCUUCAGAUAUCUUCCAUGAAAAAGUAUAAUUGUUUAACCAAUUCCCUUAAGGGUUAUUUCCCCUCCAAUUUAAUACCCCUAUGCUCUGUUAGCACACAACAGGGCUGACACUGCCUGUGGGGGUUACAAACUGAAGCUACAAAAAUGUCUAUGCAAGAAUUCUCAAAUCAGGCCCGAGCUGCAUCUGCAAGGUAACACCAAUAUCUUGGAGUAAGAGGGAGACAGAGGGUGACCCUAACCUGCAAAAGGUAUCAAAAGUAAGAAUUAAAGAGCAUUAAUAGGUUAACAGAGAGAAUAGGAAGUGAAAAUGUUUGGAAUAGGUGGAAAUCUGAAGCCUGAGAAUAAAGCAUCAAUGUGCUUUAGGGUGUUUCUGUUCAGCAGUGAUGUGCAUUGAAAGCCUAAGGCAGCAGGCUGGAAUAGCAGAGCUCAGCCAAGCUGUGCACUCAGACCUACAGGGGAGGCCCUGGCUCUGAAGCAACCCCAAUUGCUCCAGAACAGAUUCAUGCUGAAUAAGCAGAACUCUUCUGUGGACUGCCAAAAUUUUUUCCUUGGUGCUUUAUAGCUCUCAUCAGUCACAUGGAUAUAAAUUCUAUAAGCACCAAAAAAGAGAGUGCUAACAGAAUCCACUAGGAAGCAUAUAAACAUCUUUAUUUUAGUUAGAAGUGGUCGUAACAAAUCUCAGAACUAAUAUCCAGUGAUGUUAUGACCCCUCUUGUGGAUCACUUUAUUCAGGGAUAUUUAGUCAAGUGCAAAGGGACUGAGCAAGCAGGAAAUAACAAUUUAGCCAAUAAAUAACUGCUUUAUACAGUUAACAGACACAGAACCUAGUUAGGAUUUAAUGAAAUAUUAAGCUACAAAUUAUCAUACUUCUCACCUGUGUAAAGGCAGCCAAAGAUUCUUUGCAGGCAUCAAUCAGAAAUGAAGAGCCAACUCCAUGGUUGCCAUUUGCUGCCAGCUAGGUCAGGACGGAUGGCACUGACAACUCAACUCAGUGACCCAAAUGAUCUGUGACAGCUUUGCUCUGCCCCCAAGACACAGUAUGGAAGCCAUUGCCAAGUUUGAUUUCACUGCUUCUGGAGAAGAUGAGCUGAGCUUCCAGGCUGGGGAUAUGUUGAAGAUUUUGAGCUCCCAGGAAGAGUGGUACAAGGCUGAGCUCAGAAGUCACGAGGGCUACGUUCCUAAGAACUUCAUUGAUUUCCACGUUCCCCCCUGGUUUGAUGAGAAGAUAUCCCGCCAUGAAGCAGAGAACCUUCUCAUGAGCAAAGGAGUUGGCUGCUUCAUCGUCCGGGCCAGUCAGAACUCUCAUGGUGACUUUUCCAUCUCUGUCAGGCAUGAAGAUGAUGUGCAACACUUCAAAGUGAUGAGGGAUUCAAAGGGUAGCUAUUACUUGUGGACAGAGAAAUUCCACUCGCUAAACAAGCUGGUGGACUACUACAAGACAACUUCCAUCUCCAGGCAGAAGCAGAUCUUCCUAAGGGACAACAGCCAAGAAGAACAGGAGAGGCGGGGUGGGAGCCUGGAACGGAUAGGUCGGGAAGGAUUCCACAUGGCAGGAGCAGCUGGAGAAGAUCAUUCUUCUAUAUCCAAGAAAUAUGUAGAGCAUCCUGUUCCCAUACUGCAGCAGCAACAGGAAAGACAUGGUGGGAGUCUGGACAGGAAAGAUGUGAUGCAUAGACUAAGGGAUUACGGCCAAGGAAGUGCAGGAGCUAUGCAACGGAGACACACAGACCCACCACACCAGCAGACACCACGCACGCUGUGGGUCCGUGCCUUGUACGACUUCGAUGCCAUGGAGCACGACGAGCUGGGAUUCCGCAGUGGGGACAUCGUGGAGGUCCUGGACAGCUCCAACCCCUCCUGGUGGAAAGGACGCCUGCGUGGGGAGCUGGGUCUCUUCCCUGCCAACUAUGUCACACCAGUGCUGCUGUGAGGGCACAGUGUGGCCCAGAGGGCUGUGCUGGAGCUGCUCCUCUGACCUGACAGGGACUGAGAAGGAGUGCAUCUUCCCUUGCCACCAGGACAUACAUUGUUUAUUGUUUUGUCUUAAUUUAUUGGCAGUUGAUCUUUUGAAAUGUUGGGAUGAAAGAGAACCUUUUGAAAAAGAAUUUUUCCCCCCUAUUUUUCACAGUCGUGAAGGAGGGGGAGCAAAAAUCUUGGACUAUCCAUUGAGACUUUUCUGGAUCCUCCCUGUCACCUCUUUGGCUAACUGUUGACAAGCUCCUGCAAUUAGGUUUAUUCUGUAGAAAUGCCCUUCAGGAAAGUCAGGCUUCAGGUUCAAUAUUCAGGUAGCCCUAUCCCUUAAUUUUGGAUUUGGUAGCAGUCAUAGUCUCUUCAGGCUCCAUUCCACCUUUCUUUCCGAGGCAGGAAUGAAUUAAAUGAUCCUUGGCAAGUACAUUAACCCUUCAGUGUGGGAAGGAAAGUGAAGGGGCUUUAGGUUGAGGCAAUCUAGACUUUUCUUAAUAGUUUCUGGCUUACCCAUUUCUUACUGUCUGUAUGGACUGUAUGGAUAUAGCAGAUGAAGGGAAGGAAUCCUGUAAGCUUUUGUACAAACAUACAAGUGGUGAAGGUAUGGGAGGGCAAGAAGCUUUCUUUGUUUCUUCUCAUAGGCCUGCUCUUCUUUCUGCACCCUGUAACAACUUACCCAUUUUCAAGCUGCUCUUUUAGGUACCUACACUUCAGCUAGAUGGACUGAUUAGAGCAGAUCAGGCCCUUCACCUAAAUGAGUAUCCACUGGAUUGGAUUGCAAUUAAUAUUCCUCACUGGUUCUUUUUGUAGAACUGAACUGGGGAAGGAUUGGAGGGGUUUCUCUGGUUUGGUGGCAGAAGUUCUUUCCCUGAGAACUUGCUGUGUUGAGCAUCACCAAGUACACAAUUCUGGCUUACUAGAGAAAUGUCUCAUCCAGGAGGUUAAGCUGUUCUUUUACAGUAUGCAGAGAAUAAAGCUGUAGCCAUCAAA